GGCAACGCUGCAAUCAGCUGUUCUGAUGCCACAGAGUGUCAGCACUAAUAGCACUUUUUCGCUUUCGUGUUCUUAGAAAAAUUCAAUUCAACGCGUAAUUUAGUUGCUGUUUUCGUUUGCAUGCUUGAAUAAUAGAAGCAUAUUGUUCGAGAACAUGCAUACGGAGCGGGGGAGAUAACAAAGCGUACGCCCGAAAAGAGACAGACAGAAACGAGCAGAAGCAGAAUCAGCAGCAACAACAGCGCGGGCCCUUUGUUGUUGUGUCUGCCACGAAAAUUCUAAUUCCCUUCGGCACCCAGCCACCCCCCCACAAACGUGCCUCUAAGCCCUCCUCCCGCCCACUUCAGCCAUGAGCCAUGCACUGGAUAAGGCGGAUCCGCCGCUGCUGCAGCUCGAGGAUGAGGAGGAUCUCAUCGGAGACUUUGUCAAGGACCAAUCCGUAGCCCCACUCCUCAAUGGUUUCGCCUCCAGCACAAACAAUGUUACCCAGUUGACCACAAAAGUUGAGAUUAACACAAUUGGAGUUGGGAAGCGAAAAUCCAAGAAGAAGGUGAAGAAGGAACGUGAGCCGAUGCUUCUGUCAGUAGACGACGACGACAACGCUGAAGAUGAAGAUGAUGUGAAAGGCGCUGGGGAUGCGGCGGUGCCGGUCCAUCAGAAACCGCAGCUGGAUCAGUUGCUUAUCUUGAGCGACGACAUCAACACAGAUGGCGGCGACGAUGACGACGACGAUGAAGUGGAAGUUCUACUCAGCCGAAACCCGUCGGGCAACGUUGCGAGCGCCGCCCUGCGCAAUGGCACCGUCAACGGUAGAGCAAAAUUCAAAAAUCACUCUGAGGAGAGCAGUGAGAGCCGGAGCUCUAGUGCCACGCCACAGCCACAGGUGAUUAGUCACAUUGCAACAACAAAGGCGACAGCAUCAGCACCAUCCUCUCCUCUGAAAUCUGCAACGCACAUUGCCAUUGGACGUCACCCGCACGACGAGGCCGACGAUAUUUGCCUGGUGCCAGAAAUCGACUUUGAGGGCAUGUCCACGGACGCGGGAAGCGAUAAUCGGGAAUCCCAGCCACUACUCGGAGGCGGCAGUGCCAGUCACGGAAGUCGCAUUAGUGAUCUGCUAGGAGGCCUGGGCCGUGGACACGAUCAUGUUGACUUUAUAUCGAAUACAUUUGGAGCAAUGCCUGGCUGUGUUCAAGCCAAAGGAUGAGGAACCCUAUGGCCGACUGAAUCCAAAAUGGACCAAAUGGAUGCACAAGCUCUGCUGUCCCUGCUGCUUUGGACGUGCCUGCCUGAUACCAAAUCAGGGCUAUCUAUCGGAGGCCGGAGCCAGUCUAGUGGAUC
Messenger RNA from Drosophila pseudoobscura, 1341 nucleotides. Its product is annotated as phosphatidylinositol 4-kinase type 2-alpha-like. Lineage: Eukaryota; Metazoa; Arthropoda; Insecta; Diptera; Drosophilidae. Bases 350 to 1207 code for a protein of 285 amino acids. The record is from RefSeq and is a predicted model, not a curated record. Gene Ontology annotation, biological process: endosome organization; Golgi organization; phosphatidylinositol phosphate biosynthetic process. The transcript is spliced from 5 exons. Gene Ontology annotation, molecular function: 1-phosphatidylinositol 4-kinase activity. Gene Ontology annotation, cellular component: endosome; lysosomal membrane; trans-Golgi network.